Laccaria bicolor S238N-H82 is the source of this 3069-nucleotide messenger RNA. RefSeq lists its product as uncharacterized. Lineage: Eukaryota; Fungi; Basidiomycota; Agaricomycetes; Agaricales; Hydnangiaceae. The transcript is spliced from 8 exons. The coding region runs from base 1 to 3069 and encodes 1022 amino acids. The record is from RefSeq and is a predicted model, not a curated record.
AUGGGACCUGCUAACUUUGAGUUGGACACUGUGCCAGAUGAUCGUCUUGACACACAUUCAGAUGAAACUGAAAGUUACGGUAACCAGGAGGUAUUGACAAAAGUAGCUAAUCACGAUGAGCAGGCAUAUGGUGAUCACAACAUGGUCUGUGACAGCGCCGCUUCAACUUCAAGUAUAUCUCACAUCAAAUUUCGGCAGGACAAUCAUCAAGAGCCCAGCUCUGACUCUAAUUCCAUUUCAGAGGAGUCUGACCCUGAUGAUGAUGAGCCCGGCACUCUCAGGGAACAGGAAGACUUAGCACAAAUGCGGCGAAUCCAGACUGGCGCUGCUGCUAUUGCGGGGAUGUUGGCUGUGGAUGAGCACCCCACCUUCCCUGAUGCUGAUGACGAUCUAGACAUUGCCGAAACGACGUCUCCUAUACGCCAUGUUCGUUUCGUGCAAGAGCUCAUUCAGAAGAUUUCGUCGGCUACACUUGAAAAUGAUAAAUUAGAUCCAGAUAUGCUCGAUAAUCUGAGGCAUCCAGACACUGAGCCUGUCGACAUCUCGGAUCCAGACACUCGUCUUUCCCUCAAUUUAUUCAUGUCUUGCAACAAUGCUUCCCAAGCCACCUAUAAUGGCACUCAUGAAUCCAUUCUUCGUUGCUUUCCCAAUAUCACGGUUCUGUCUUAUUAUUCUGUCAAAAAGUUGGUCUCGAAGAUCAGCGGCAUUGACACAGUGCUCGAUGACAUGUGCAUCAAAUCUUGUGUCGCGUUUAUUGGUCCCUUCACCGAUUUGAAAGUGUGCCCUGAAUGUUCCGAACUUCGUUAUGAUCCAGAAAAACUCGCUCGAACCGGAAAAGAAGUCCCCCGACAACAGGCCUGCACUAUUCUGCUUGGACCACAGCUUCAAGCACUUUGCCGCUCACAUCAGGGUGCCGCUGCCCUAUCAUACCGAGAUCAAAAACUUUCUCAAAUCCUCAAAGAGUUCAAUACCCCUGGAUCAGCGGCUGAUCGUCUAUAUGAUGACAUAUAUUCUGGUAGCGCCUUCAGAAAGCUGGCAGAGAAACUAGGACUUACAAAGGACGAUACUGUGGUUUCCUUCUCAGUCAACGGGGCACAACUUUAUCAAAACAAGAAAUCUGAUACAUGGAUUGGUAUCUUCAUUAUCUGUGACUACAAUCCCAUAACUCGCUUCAGAAAGAAGCAUGUCCUUCCAGGCAUUGUCAUUCUGGGUCCAGACAAGCCAAAAAUCCUCAAUUCAUUUCUUUUUCGCAGUUUUUAUCAUUUAUCAGCCCUCCAACGUGAGAAUGACGGCCGAGGAAUGGCUGUGUGGGAUAUCCUUCAACAAAAGACUCUGAACUCGCGGGUGAUAUUCGUGUACGGCACUGCUGAUGCACUGGGAAUGACAGAGCUUGAUGGACGGGUCGGUCACCAUGGUGCGCAAGGCUGCCGAGUGGGAUGCCCUAUGAAAGGACGACAUAAACCUGGUAGUGGCCACUACUGUGCUGCGCACUUACGCCCCAACGAUUGCUCUGUCGAGGAUUCCAACCAUCCCGAUUAUGAUUUUCGUCGUCCUCCGACAGACCCCUCACCCGAAACUUACCAAUUUAACCUAGCAAAAGUUGUUAGUUCGAAAGAUCAACCAGAAUACGAGCACAACAGAAAACUUACCAGGAUCAGCAAACCAUCGAUUAUAAGCGGAUUGCGUCCUGACUACGUAAUUCCUGUUGGAACAUGCUUUCCCCUCGAUCUCAUGCACCCCUUCAUAAAUUUCGGUGAACUUUUUAUUCCCUUGUGGUGUGGAACAUUCAGAUGUGAUCAGACAGACGAUAAGGCUAGCUGGGACUGGGCUACUCUAGUCGGCAAUACAUGGAUUGAACAUGGGAAACUCGUCGCAGCAGCAACUCGAUAUUUUCCCUCGUCGUGUCAUCGCCCACCUCGAAAUCCUGCAGAAAAAAUCUCAAGUGGGUUUAAAGCAACAGAAUAUUAUCUUUACCUGUUCGGACUUGGUCCCGGAUUCUUUCGUGCUGUCCUUCCCGAAAAGUAUUGGCGAAAUUUCUGCAAACUGGUUCACGGUUUUCGAAUCAUCAUUCAAUGGAGCAUUACUGGGCGCCAAGUUGCCGAAGCGCAUGUUUCUUUGACAUCGGCCCAGCUUAAUGCCCUCAAAACCACUUGUCCAGAGCUUGACCCUGACUCCAUCACUUCCCUUCCAAAUGGUGCUUAUGACUGUGGCAAUAAUUUAACAUUUUUAUGGCCACGGGAUCAGUAUGCAAUCGGACUUUUGGACAAUGAGCUGGAGAUAAUAAAAGAUGGAUUGGGGAUCUCUCGAUUGCGUCACUGGGGACGUAUACAACUACCAAAUGGCCAAAUCGUUCGCAGCAAAUUCUCUGAAACAGGAAAGCGAUCAAAUACUCGAGUCUUGCUAAAUGUCAAGAUGAGUCUCAAUAACAAAACAGAAUUCGCUGAAGUACAGUUCUACUUCCUUUUUGAAAAUCGUGAUGCAGAGAUGGUGCCGUACGCUCUCAUUUCAAUGUACGGUCCUCCAGAUGCAGAUAUGCUCGAAGACUCCUUGGCACCUUACAUGCUUGCCGAUAUCAGGGUAUUGCAGCUUUACAAGUUGUCAAAGCCUCCUCAAUACUUUCAGCUGUCUCAAUGCAACCUUUGCCCAAGCUUCCCGGAGAUACAGAGAAUUUGUGAAUUACACAAUGUGAUUGUAAUUAAAUUAACAAGUCCAAGAGGACGAUUGUCUGUGGGGACACUGCGCGUAAAGGUAGGACAGUACAAUCGCCACUCCUCGCCGCUCUCUUUCUUUGAGUCCUCUAACAGGCAGCUGGAUCAAAUUACUGAAGGACAAUGGCCGUCGAUGACUCUGGGCAGCUCAAACCAGAUGCAUAUUGGUACCCUCGGGACAUUCCAGUCAAAUUUUGACUCAAGAGGACAUACUGUGGCUCCCGGUUACGACGACCAUGCCUUUUUAGCGCGUCUUGCAACUGCUACUGAGACCGACCUCCUGCGGGCGCAAAAUCACACAUUUAUGGCCUUACACAACAGUGUUCUGUUUUUGAAAGGACAACUUACUGCGCAAUGGUGA